AUGAGCCAGCCAGAGAUGGGCGACGAGUGCUGGAAGAAUACGGUUCUUGGUACUCCAGGAAUGGUUGCUCUUGACCUAGAUGCAACACUGAAGGGCCUUUUUCAUCAAGUCCUCCAUUGUCUGGAGAACAUUCCAAAACCUCAGGGGGAAAGUGUUCCUGCCAUUACCGCUGACUUGACUGAUUUGCGUAAGCACUGGCUCUCCAUUUUGAUGAUAGUCACGUCUUCACGAUCCUCGAUAAACAUUAAGCACCUGGAGAAGGCUACUGUGUCUACUGGGAAGGAAGGUUUGGUGUCAGAAGGCAAUGCUGCAUAUAAUUGGUCAAGAUGUGUGGAUGAACUUGAGAGCCAACUCUCCAAACAUGGAAGCCUUAAAAAACUGUACUUUUAUCAUCAGCAUCUUACCACUGUUAACAAAAUUGGCAGAGAUUCUAUCUCUUAUGUGGAGUCCCUUAUUGAGUCUAUCAUGGGUGGAUUGGAAGGUUUGAUAAAUAUUCUAGAUUCAGAAGGUGGAUUUGGCUCAUUAGAGAUGCAUCUUUCCCCAGAGCAAGCAGCUCUUCGCUUAAAUAACACAACAAGAGCAAAAGGUGUUUCAAGCUUGUUAACUCCAGGAUAUGAGAGCUAUCCUGAUAAUAGUUCAUCAAUCAAGAUGCUGGAAGCCGCUAUGCAAAGACUGACAAGUUUGUGCUCUGUUCUAAAUGACAUGGAGCCUAUUUGUGUUCUCAACCAUGUUUUUGUUCUACGCGAGUACAUGAGAGACUGCAUCGUAGGAAAUUUCAGGAGAAGAUUUCACAGUAUGAUUAGAACUGAGAACUGCAUUCAGCGACCAUCAAUCAUAGAAUCUCUUCUAAGAAGACAUCUGGGCAUCAUCCAUCUAGCAGAGCAGCAUAUUAGUAUGGACCUUACUGAAGGCAUACGUGAAGUGCUGCUAGCAGAGAGCUAUACUGGUCCAUUUCCCAAUCUGCAAAUGUUUGAGACUCCAGUGGGGACACAAGGAGGGGGAUCUGCUGUUGAGAUGAUAUGCAAUUGGAGCUCACAACCUAUUGGUGGUGGAUGUUUAGCUGAAGCAUUUACAGAUAAAAGAGAACUUAAAUCACUUGUUCAUCUUUUUGGUGGCUAUGGAAUAGAUAAAAUGGAUAAGAUGCUGAGGGAGCAUACAUCUGCGCUUUUAAAUUGUAUUGAUUCAUCAUUGAGGUGUGUAAGUGCUGUGGUUGGGGGAAGCGAAUACACCAGGGUCGAAAGGGAGCAGCGAAUAAAUUCUCUUUCAAAUGGGCAUACAGAUGAGCUGCAAGAGGCUGAGUUACCAAGCCGUGUCUCAGCAGAAGCAAAUAUUAAAUCUUCUAUGCAGAUCUACGUCAAAUUGUCUGCAGGGAUCGUCCUGGACUCAUGGAACGACACUAGCAGGCCGCACAUCGUUCCAAAGCUGAUAUUCCUGGAUCAACUCUGCGAGCUGUCCCCCUACCUCCCAAGGAGCACCUUAGAAGUUCACAUACCAUACACCAUCCUGCGCUCAAUAUACCACCAGCUAUACGGAGCCUCACUGAUGGCCUCGGAACAGAUGGAGCAAUCCCCAAGGCAGUCACCUCUGAUCUCUCUAACGCACGCGUCCCCAUCUGCAAGACAAAAUCGACCAGAGACAACUCCCAGGUCCCACACUUUCGAGCCAAGCUACUACAGCUCGUCGGGGUCCCAGCACGAUGAUGGCUACGAUGUGGAUAAGAGGACUGGACAGCUGCGGAGCAUGAGGCGCUCUGGACCGCUCGACUUCAGUGCGAGCAGAAAGGUGAAGUUCGUCGAGGGCUCAAGCUCCGGAAGCAGCUAUGGGGCUGGCUCGCUGCAGAGAUUCGCAGUGUCGAGAUCUGGCCCUCUAUCAUACAGAUAG
Miscanthus lutarioriparius is the source of this 1881-nucleotide messenger RNA. The record is from the annotation of a GenBank genome assembly. Lineage: Eukaryota; Viridiplantae; Streptophyta; Magnoliopsida; Poales; Poaceae.